AUACAGGAUGUUAAACUUAAAACUUUUUUUUGUUUUUCCCCAAUAACUUUAACAAAAGUUAACUUUUUUUCACAAAAAUUUGUAGUUAGAGGUUUUUUAGGUCGAGAAAUUCAUUUUUUUAACAAAUUGAGUGUACAAUGUAGGGGGCCCUGUCUGCGACAUCUUUUUCUCUUUCAUAAGGUCAUAACUUUUUUGUGCUUAACUGUAUUUAAGUUUUUAUUGAAAAUAAUACUUUUUUCAUAUUUUUACGUAAAAAAGGUAUACUAAGUUGAAGUCGCUCAGAGUUACCGUUUUGGAGAUAUUUGUAUUUAAAUUAUUUAGUGCACCAUGCACUCGACCCCGGCUGAAUAAUUAAUAUAAUCGGGAAAUAAUUCGCUUUUUUAAAGUAAGCUAUGAGAAAGCAAAUGAACUUUAGAGACGCAGUUGUUAGGAAACCGCCAUGUUGUUGUUAUUUGUUGAUUAGUUUAAAGUUGUCAGAAAAUAUUUAAUUAGUGUUUUCUGUGAUUUUGCAUCCAGUUUACUGUUUUGUUGAAUUUUUAAAUUUUUCGUAAGUUGAGAAACAAUGCCGAGGCACAAUGUUUUUUCAAAUGCCGAAAUGAGGGAUAUGUUGUGUGUAUAUGCGCAGGCAAAUUUUAAUGGACGCGAAGCCUAUAGACGAUAUUCAGAACUCUAUCCACAUCGAAGACAACCUGAUUUCAAGAUCUUCAAAAAUCUUUACGAUCGAUUAGGAGAAACAGGUAUAUUUCGUCCUAAACGGAAUUCCGCAGGGCGCCCGAAGGUUAUAACUCCAGAACAAGAAGAAGAAAUUCUGGUCCGCGUGGCCGAAAAUCCGGAAAUAAGUGCAAGACAUGCUGCUGCGGCAACUGGAGUAGGCAAGUCAUCCAUUUGUAAAAUAUUUCACGAAGAGGGUCUUUAUCCGUAUCAUUUCACUCCUGUGCAAAAUUUAUUAGAAAAUGAUUUUGCGCCCAGGAUAGAAUUUGCCCGUUUUUGCCGUGCCCAAAUAAUUGCCGACCCCAUGUUUCUGAAUAAGAUACUAUUUACUGAUGAAGCAACGUUUACACGUAGAGGCAUUUUCAAUUUUAGAAAUAAACACACAUGGGCAUUACAAAAUCCACAUUCAGUACACGAACGUCAUUUCCAACAUGAAUUCAAAAUUAAUGUAUGGUGUGGUAUAAUCGAUAAUCAUUUAUUGGGCCCUUUCGAACUACCGCCCAAUUUAAACUAG
Molecule: messenger RNA, 1225 nt
Organism: Anthonomus grandis grandis
Lineage: Eukaryota; Metazoa; Arthropoda; Insecta; Coleoptera; Curculionidae
Exons: 1
Coding region: 563-1225 (220 amino acids)
Molecular function (GO): nucleic acid binding
Source: RefSeq, a predicted model, not a curated record